AUGUCGAUGCCAUCCAGUUUUGAAACGUCCAGCGAGGAAGUGGACCUGCACCGUUUACCGUUUGGGGCCAAAGUCAAGUACCUCUGCAAACAACAGCCAUUAGUGCCUAUCGGGUGUCUAUUGACUACCGGAGCUGUUGUACUGGCCAUGAAGAAUGUUCGAAUGGGCCGUUCACGCAACGCACAGGUGUGGUUACGUUGGCGUGUGGGGCUGCAGGCGUUAACGCUGGCCGCCUUGGUGGGCGGAGGCUACUACUACGCUGGAGUGGGCGCCUCUGGCCGCACACAGCCUGACCCACAAGAACAGCUCAAAGCCAUGCAGAAAAAGACCCGUCGCAGAGAACAGCUGUGGAUCGAGGAGCUGGAGAGACGUGACCGUGAGACACGUGCCCGUAAGGAGCGUGCGGAGCGUGCCAGGCAGGGGCCAGAGGGCUCUGGCUCUGGAUCUGGCUCUGGCUCUGGCUCUGAGUCGAGCACGUGA
Messenger RNA from Henningerozyma blattae CBS 6284, 480 nucleotides. It is a transcript of the gene RCF1, whose product is annotated as respiratory supercomplex assembly factor RCF1. Gene Ontology annotation, cellular component: mitochondrion. The transcript has a single exon. Lineage: Eukaryota; Fungi; Ascomycota; Saccharomycetes; Saccharomycetales; Saccharomycetaceae. Bases 1 to 480 code for a protein of 159 amino acids. The record is from RefSeq and is a predicted model, not a curated record. Gene Ontology annotation, biological process: mitochondrial respirasome assembly.